AUGUCGACGGUGCUGCAACGGCGACAGUUUGGCCUCAUCGCCGGAUUCCUGCAGAUUCUCUUCAUAUUCCUAUUCGCCAAAUUUGUCAAAUAUAUCGAUCCGUUGGAUGAUUCGAGAAGAGUCUUUUCCGGCACUGAUUAUCCGUUAUUCCAAGAUGUGCAUCUUAUGAUAUUCGUCGGUUUCGGCUUCCUGAUGGCAUUUCUAAAACGUUAUGGAUUCUCGGCGGUCUCUGUAAAUCUUCUUCUUUCCGCAUUUGUCAUUCAAUUCGCGAUGCUUCUUCGCGGAUUCCUCACCAAAUCUUUCCACGAUACCGGUUAUUUUAAUAUUGGUAUUCCAGAGAUGAUGUCCGCAGAUAGUUCAUGCGCGGCAAUUCUCAUCACCAUGGGCGUCUUGCUAGGCAGACUCACACCCGUCCAAUUUUUGCUGUUGGCAUUUUUCGAAACCGCAAUUUCGGUGAUUGUAGAUCACUACGUGACCAACAUUCUUCACGUGAAUGAUAGUGGUAGAUCGCUCUCAGUCCACACGUUCGGCGCCUAUUUUGGUCUCGCCGCGGGUCUCGUCGGAAAUAAGAAGAAUGUGAUGGAGAUGGACGAGCACGGCGGAAUUCACCAUUCCGAUCUUUUCUCAAUGAUUGGAACACUCUUCUUAUGGGUCUUCUUCCCGUCAUUCAACGCUGCUAUCCAAGAGCCGGAGGAUGCUCGUCAUCGGGCCAUUAUGAACACCUAUCUUGCAAUGGCCUCCGGAACAGUGACCACAUUCAUUCUUUCUUCGUUCGUUGAUCGACUCGGAAGGUUCAACAUGAUUCACAUUCAAAGUUCAACACUCUCUGGAGGAGUUGCUAUAGGUAGUGCUGCAAACGCCGUCUUGUAUCCCUACCAUGCCGUCUGUGUCGGUGUUCUCUCGGCUUGUCUUUCGGUCCUUGGACAUGCUUGGCUAAGUCCACGUCUCGAAAAAAGGUUUCACAUUUUCGACACAUGCGGUGUUCAUAAUCUUCACGGUAUUCCUGGAAUUCUAUCGGGAAUUUUGAGCAUCGGCUUCGCUUACUUCUAUUCGCCGGAAAGCUAUGGAAAGACACUCUACCACAUUUAUCCGUAUUGGAAAGGCGGCUCAAUGAAUGGAAACCGUGACAACCUUUCUCAGGCCAAGUACCAAGCGGCAGGUCUUGCGGUGAUUCUCGUCACCGCAAUUGUCGGCGGUCUCCUGACCGGCUUGAUUCUGAAAAUUCGCGUCUGGAAUCAAGUCGACGAUCCGAGAUUCCCGCAUGGCGAAAUGAACUACUACGCGCAAUCCGAUGUCAAUUUUUUAAGCAAGUACAAACACGCACAAGAGCAGCAACAAUUGCGCGAGCGCGAGAUGCUCCACGAAAUCUAUUAA
Caenorhabditis bovis is the source of this 1374-nucleotide messenger RNA. The record is from the annotation of a GenBank genome assembly. NCBI's taxonomy places the organism in Eukaryota, Metazoa, Nematoda, Chromadorea, Rhabditida, Rhabditidae.